This is a messenger RNA of Helicoverpa armigera (cotton bollworm), 2399 nucleotides long. RefSeq names its product cilia- and flagella-associated protein 45. The record is from RefSeq and is a predicted model, not a curated record. The coding region runs from base 83 to 1675 and encodes 530 amino acids. Lineage: Eukaryota; Metazoa; Arthropoda; Insecta; Lepidoptera; Noctuidae. The transcript is spliced from 12 exons.
CCUAGCAACAGCAACGAUAUACGUGCAGAAUUCGCACGACAUUUUAAUUUACGUGUUUAUUUAAUUUUCUACAAGUUUUACAAUGCCGAAAGUUAUCAACAAGAACCCUCAUGAGGGCAUACCAUACCACACCUUGCAUUUUGGUGACGAGCCGGGCUGCUACCAGUUACAUAGACCAUCGCAAUGCCGCCUCAAGUUUCCCAUCACCAAGAAACCAAUUCACAAAUGCGAGCCAGAACCAAAGGAGACGGUGAUGAUCCCGCAGACAGGCAGCUUCAGGAAACUGCUCAUCCCCAAGAGAAGGCCCAACUACUACCCCGCGAUCAUGCACAAGUCGGAGUUUGAUAGGCUGAAGAAACAGGCCAAGAUAGUCUCCCAAGAAGAGCAGCUAGCAGCCAUGCACGCCCAAGAGACGGCCAUACAGAAGGCUGCCAAAGCUUCCGAAGCCAGGAAGCAGCAGCUCAAGAAGAACCUCAAGCCGCAGCCAGGAGCUGAGACUGCCACUGGCACUGCCGACCCUGAGCUUGAGGGACCCGACCAGGCCGCGCAUACUCUGUCGAGGGCUGAGAUGCUCCGCGCGGACGACAUGCAGGGUCCGCGGCUGUGCAACCGCAUCAUCCUGGCAUCCAAGUGCCACGCCAUCAGAGACGCGCAGAUCACGGAGAAGGAGCUCAUCAAGAAGGAACUCGAUGAGGAGCAGAGGAGACUGGACGCCAUAAUGGAGGAGAACCGCACCCGCGCGGUGACUCGCGGCGAGGAGGAGGAGGAGCGGCGCCAGCGCCUGCGCCUGCAGAACCUCGCCGCGCUCAAGGAGCAGAUACAGGCGCAUGAGACUGCCAAGAUAAUGGAAGCAGAGCGCAUAGAGGAAGAGAGUAUCCGCGUAAACCAGGCCAACAUCGCCAUGCAGAUCGACGAGGCGCAGAAACUCAAGGAGAAACACCAGAGACAGCACAAGCUUAAGGAGAUGCUGGAUCAGGGUAACGCGGAGCUCCUGUACUACAAACAGCUACAAAACGAGGAGGAGCGCAUCAUGGACCUCCGCAUCGCCAACUUCCUCCGACAGAAGCAGGAGAGAGAGAGCAAGAACAGAGAGGAGGCGGAGGCAGUUAAGGCUGCUAAACAGAAGGGGAUCGAUCACAUCUCUAAGGCUCAGAAGGCUGAACAAGAGCUGAAAGAGGAACUAGAACGCAUCCGCAACCUGAAGAUCCAGGAGGACGUGGAGCGCGAGUACCGGCGCCGCGAGCGAGACGCCGCCAUCAAGCGCAACCGCGAGAUGAAGCAGCUGCACGAGGCCAGGGUGCAGCAGAUCAACGACAUCCAUCGUCUGAUAGCUCGCGAGAUCGCGAAGGACGAGCAGAGCUUCAACAACGCGGCAAGACAGAACGAGGAGUACAUACGCAAGGAGAAGGAGUUGGACGACAAACGAAAGGCACGCAUCGAGCAACAUCGUCAGGCUAUCAUGAAGCAGAUCAAUGACAAGGAACGCGCCAGAGCUGAUCUCCGCGAGAAGAUCCACAACGAAGGCGUAGCACUGCGCAUGGAGCAGGAACAACAGGAGAAAUACGAGAAAGCUGUCAUCAAGGAGAAGGUGGCCGAGAUGAGGACCCAGAAGGUAGCGGAGAAGUAUGUGAAGGAAGUGGAACAGACACUCACCAAGCACGGGUAUAACCAGUAACGUAGGGUCAUGUAGGUCAAUGUGUGUGAUGAAUGUAUUUUUUAAACUUAUUCUGGAUUAAGAUUGAGAUUUUGCGGGGGUUUUGUGUCAAGUUUCCCCCAAAUCGUGAGACAAUUGUUUCACGCACCUGAGAAAUCAAACUUUUUCAUUAUUUUUUUUCUUGUGAGAUGUGACAGGUUUUAAAAAGCGUAACAUAUGUAUAUGAAAUUUCCUGCUUACAUGCGUAUUGAAAAUGUAAAAUAUUCAUCGAGUGCCAUAUGAAAACAGUACCUAUACUAUGUGCCGCUCGUAAAACUAUAGCAUUUUCUUUACAGAAUUUGAGCAGGGUAUUGAUUUAAUUGAAAAGAAAACUAGUUUUUGUUCUACUAUUUUCAAAAAGUUUUUUUUUCUGUUAUACAAAGCUAGGUGCACGGUUUCCAAAAAGCUAAAGGGCUUAUUACAUUUGACUAAAUUCAGUCGUCUAAAUAGGUUUGUCUAAUUAGGUUUCUAAAUGAUUUAAUGAAACCUACCUUCCUAAAUGCGAUUACAUUUGACUGAAUUUAGUGACUGAAUCAUUUAGACGACUGAAUUUAGUCAAGUGUAAUAAGCCCUUUAGAAUAUAUUUUAUAUCAAUCAUGAUUUAUUUUAAAGUAACUAAUGUGUUCACCAGUUGUAAGCUUAGGUUAGUGGUUUGAUAAAAUCUUAUUUGUGGAAAUACUUUGGAAACAAAGAUAUAAUAAUUUGU